Molecule: messenger RNA, 2000 nt
Organism: Pleuronectes platessa (European plaice)
Lineage: Eukaryota; Metazoa; Chordata; Actinopteri; Pleuronectiformes; Pleuronectidae
Gene: tsnare1
Product: T-SNARE Domain Containing 1
Exons: 12
Coding region: 124-978 (284 amino acids)
Biological process (GO): vesicle fusion; intracellular protein transport; vesicle-mediated transport
Cellular component (GO): endomembrane system; SNARE complex; membrane
Molecular function (GO): SNARE binding; SNAP receptor activity
Source: RefSeq, a predicted model, not a curated record
GCAGGUGGUUCCCGGUCAUGUGAUGUUGUUAGCCGAGGCUGAGGAGCAGCAUCAUCUGAGGGGAAUCACAGCCAGUAUCUCUCCCUGCGUUGAAAGGCACCUGCAACGGACACGUCAGCAACCAUGUCAUACGGGUCUAUUGACGGAGGCUCCUUUGGUAGUCACAACCCAUUUGGAGGACCCGCUAGGCAGGGCUAUCAGCUAGUAGCCACACAGGUCAGCCCUGCAGAACUGCAAGAUGUGUUUCAGGAGACCUCCUCCAAUAUCUUCCAGAUAAACGCCAACGUUGUCACAUUAGAGAAGAAUCUUCAAGCCCUGGGAACAUCGAGAGAUACAGCAGAGCUACGACAGAGCUUACACUCCACGCAGCAGCAGACCAACAAAGUCAUCACCAGCACAAGCCAACUCAUCAAACAGCUCUCAGAUAUAAUCAGUGGCUCUUCACGGCAAGACCGUGUGCGCCUGACACGACUAAAAACUGAACUCUCCGAGUCUGUGCAGAGCUAUGGGGAUCUGCAGAAGAAAAUUGCAGAACGCUCGAGGACCUUGCUCCCUCCAACACAGAAAGACAAGCAGAAGACCCCAUCCAGUGAUCUGAUGGGAGAGGGUCCAGUGUUUGGAGAAGCAGCAGGCUCAGAGGGAGGAGCUCUGGCCUUUUUGUCGGAGAUCAGUGAGGAGGAUGUGGAGGUGCUUCACCAAAGAGAGGAGGCCGUGCUUCAGAUUGAGAGAGACAUGCUGGACGUCAGUCAAAUCAUGAAAGAUCUGGCCAGUAUGGUCCAUGAACAAGGAGACGCCAUAGACAGCAUUGAAGACUACAUCCAGACUGGGUCGUCCAAUGUGGAAUCAGCCAAUCAGGAACUUGCGAAGGCAAACCAUUACCAGAGGCAGCUGAGGAAGAGGAAGUGCUACCUCCUGGUGGCUGGAGCGAUUAUCCUCACCGUCCUUGUCAUAAUCAUAGCUGUUUCAGCAAGGAAAUAAGACUGGCCACUUUGGUAGCGGCUUUCAUUACAGUCUCACCUCAGUGCUCCUGCCCAGCCUGAUCCCUCACCUGAGCAGCUGGUUUCCAGUAAGAGGGGGCUGCCCUGCAACAAAAUCUCUCCUCCAUCAAAUCUGGCUCUGUCCACAUGUGCUUCUGUCUGGGGAUGGAUGGCUUUCUGAGUGUAUCAAUUUGUCAAUGGGUAGCCCCAGUCUGAGACUCACAUGUAAUCAUUCAUAUUUUUUAUGCGAUCUCUGUGACUGGAUGUUAUCAUCAAUGCUGAAGUCACAAAUUUAGUCAUUACUGUAGGGGCACAGGCUCCGGUGCUUCCUGUCUUGGAUGUGAUGGGUGACGGUUGUAUAUGACACACAGGGAGCUCCUAACUAUGCCGUUUCAUCAGAAAACCAGAUGAAGAUGGAGCAGAAGCUUCAGGGUGAGACGCAGCAGCUUGGGGGCGUUACAGUCUGCACUGCUGUACUGUAUGCUCUAUUUCCUUCAUGCAUUUUUAAUGACAUGAACUACAUUUAUUAGUGUGUAAUGUAAUUUAUUUAGCAUUAUGUUGUCCAAUUUCUUGAUAGUUGUAAAUAUUAUUUGACCAAAUAUAUCCACCAAAAUAAAAGUCUAUGUUGAAGAGAAAUCUGAAGUUCUGGCUGUGUUUGUGAUUGAUCUAUUGAGUAGAAAAUUUUAUGAGACUUACCAUUUCAACAUGUGUUGAUUAAUAUCAGCUAUCGUAAGACUCCUCUGUUGAAAAUGACCCCAUCGGUCAGUGCCAGCCUAUUCCAGUUUCCAUCUGUAGUUGGGUUAUUUUAUUAUUAAGAGACAUCAUGUAGACAUUUGAUGCAGUAUCAGUCAUGUGACAAGUGACAACGAGCUCUAGCAGCCAUAGCAAUUAUGACAAGUUUAAAGUCAGGUGACCACAUUUCCAUUCACUUGUUCUCGAGUGCUUAGGUUGAUUCAUGCUGACAAUUAUUGUGCCAUCCAUCGUACUGUGACUAACUGGAUGGUGCACCUAUAAUGGUCAAAC